Quercus robur (English oak) is the source of this 1005-nucleotide messenger RNA. RefSeq names its product peptidyl-prolyl cis-trans isomerase FKBP16-3, chloroplastic. The transcript has 7 exons. Gene Ontology annotation, molecular function: peptidyl-prolyl cis-trans isomerase activity. Bases 118 to 804 code for a protein of 228 amino acids. The record is from RefSeq and is a predicted model, not a curated record. Lineage: Eukaryota; Viridiplantae; Streptophyta; Magnoliopsida; Fagales; Fagaceae.
AGAUGCCAAGCUGGCAGAGAGAAAUAUAUAUACACUCACACGCAUGACACAACAAGAUUUCGUUAUCCGUUUCCAAACAUUACAACCUCUUCACUUCGCACUUCAUAGCCAUAGGACAUGGCUUCUCUGCUUCUUCCACUUGGUUCUGCUUUUGGCAAAGGUCUGUUUGCCAACAAUCAAGGCAUUUCCAGUGACAGGGUUCGAGCUCUAGUUGUACGAUGCUCAAAUUCUGACCAUAAAGCUGAAGCUUCAAGGGCAAGUGAAUGGAGAGAUGAAUUCAAUGUAAUUAAGCGUAGGGAUCUAAUGGGAUUGGUUUUUGGCUUUUCAAGCCUCUUUAUAGAUUCAUUUGAUGCCAAGGGAGCUGGCUUGCCCCCAGAGCAGAAGCCAAGACUAUGUGAUGAUACUUGCGAGAAAGAGCUUGAAAAUGUGCCCAUGGUAACUACAGAGUCUGGUUUGCAAUAUAAGGAUAUUAAAGUUGGUGAAGGCCCUAGUCCACCAGUUGGAUUUCAGGUGGCGGCUAAUUAUGUUGCCAUGGUUCCAUCAGGACAAAUAUUUGACAGUUCAUUGGAGAAAGGUCUGCCUUACAUUUUUCGUGUUGGCUCUGGUCAGGUGAUCAAGGGACUUGAUGAAGGGAUCCUGAGCAUGAAAAUAGGAGGGAAGCGUCGACUCUACAUCCCAGGAUCAUUGGCAUUCCCGAAAGGUCUCACUUCAGCUCCAGGAAGGCCAAGAGUGUCUGCAAAUAGUCCAGUUGUUUUCGACGUAAGUUUGGAAUACAUACCAGGCCUAGAAUUGGAGGAAGAGUAAGAGAAUUCUUGUCCCCAGUUUUCUUUCUUGGUUUUUUUUGCCUUUGUAUAGGAGCUUGAAAACAGGUCCAUGAUUUGAGUACUUACAUUGUAUACUUCAUUAAUUCAUUUUUUACCACUAAUACUGUACAAUUACAAAAGCAGUAUUUCUGCAGUUCUAUGUAGCAACAAUCAAAACAAGUCCAUUAAAUUUGCUUGACCA